This is a messenger RNA of Fibroporia radiculosa, 2055 nucleotides long. RefSeq lists its product as uncharacterized. The record is from RefSeq and is a predicted model, not a curated record. NCBI's taxonomy places the organism in Eukaryota, Fungi, Basidiomycota, Agaricomycetes, Polyporales, Fibroporiaceae. Bases 1 to 2055 code for a protein of 684 amino acids. The transcript has 7 exons.
AUGGAUCGUGGAUACUUUGUUCUACUGAGCUACCUUCAUAAACCGACGACAUCCCUUUCGUUGGCAACUGUACAGGCAUCUAUAGCUCACUAUCUUGCAAACUCGCCUCAAGUUCCGACAUCUCUAGCAGGUUCAAUUGUUAGUAGUGUUCUCUUUCAGCCGUUCUCAUAUGCAAAGCUUGAGCUUCUGUAUACUGCGUUCCGCCAAGCGGUGCAUCUUAAAGUGAAGUUGCUGCAGAAGGAGAAAGGCGGCAUUUUCUCACCCAGCCCAAACCAAAUCCUUUUGCAAUGGACCAGGAAUGUACUUGACGGUCUUCGCGGAGGUCACUCAACUCUCAAGCUAGUUUGUGCGGGCGGACUCUUAUUCGGUCUCAAUGACCUGGAGGAUCAUCUUCGUGUCCGUGAAGGACGAUUGCGUAGAGAAGUCGAGGAAGAGGCUGUGUUGUCCUUAGCAGAGGUGCUUGACACCUACUCGUACGUGCAGUUUCCCGCGGACUGGGCGAAAGAUUUCAAAUCUGAGUCGGAAGACGGCGAAGAGCCCCUUGCGCUCUCUCUUCUCAUGUCAUCCCGGUUUAUGCCGUUAGUAUCGCCUUAUAGACUUCAGACUCUCCCAUUACCAAUACUGUCGUCUUCGCUGAUUUCUACUAUUGAGUCCGCGUUUCAAGGCGGUAGAUACAUGUCCACCAUGAAGGCUUCGCUGACGCAGGAUAGCCAAGGCCAAAUCCACUUUGCCGCAACGUCACCGUUCUCUGGCAAUGUCCAAUUACUCAUCAACUCCAGUUUUAUUUCAUCCAUGAGUAGCUUAGCCAAAUUCAUGGCAACAGUGCUUUCUGUGUUGUGUGACUCUCGCCCUUCACAGGGUUGGCAGCAGAUGGCAUAUACCAUGUCCAAGUUGGAUCAGCUUUCGCAGGAAACAGAAAGGGAAUGGACGUCAAGUCCAUUAUCUGCUGCUCGAGGAGAGGAGGACAUAGCCCCGGGCUCGCGUGAUGUAACUAAGCAAUUAUGGACGAUCCUGAAGACUCAAUUAUUCGCCACAUUGAUGCUUUCUCAGUCAGUUCUAUCGACGAUUGUCUUUAUUCCUUCGCCAUCCACGUCAUCGAGUUCUACGUCCUCUCAUUCAUCGAGUAUAUCUUCAUUUUCGCUCGCCGCAGCAAUUCUUCGUACACUCUCACGAUUAUCGUUUGUCAUCCACCAGUUUGGUGGAGUCACAUCCACAUCUGAAGGUGGAUUUGCGGAAUUGAAGCGAGUCUUUUACAUGGCCCUCGAUGUGCUGUCUGCGAGCGCGUCUGAAAGUGAACAAUUUGUGUCAGAACUAUGCUCUGCAAUGUCCAGCGAUGGCAACCAUCUUUUUGAUGCAGCUAAUCGUGAGGCAUACGAAUCUGCGCACUCAGUGAUGCUCGCUAUAUUCGCCUCAUACGCGCAGAAGCUGGACGACUCUGAGAAACGUCCCCCUGCCGCUGACGGAACCUCCCGUACAUUCAUGGAGGAGAUAGUGCCAUUCUACGCCAGCUGUCUGAUAGAUAAUUCGGGCGAAGGCAAGCUGAGCACACAGCAGCUAUGUCUCGCCUAUGCAGCGCUCGUCAGGAGUGCCACUGCUUACGGCAAUGGCCAACCCGCGCAUUCCCGCGGACGCAUAGACGGAGACGUGUUGGCAUGGUUCUGUAUCGAAACCUUGCUGGCCCCCAUUCACCGUACCGGCGGUGCUCCAGAAGUUCCUGUCCUGGACGGGGCACACUUGCAUCGACUCCGACUCACGCUGAUCGCGACAGUGCCCUCUCUCUCCCUGGCGACUCUUCCGCGGCUCCUGGAUGUUUGCAAAACAAUCAUCACUUGCAAUUUAUCAAGUCCGGAUUCUCUUCCGCAUAUUUUGACUUCUCAGCGAACGGAACUUGUUCGUGCGCUUUUCAAGGAGAUUUCCGAGAACGUAGGCGACGCGGAGAAAGAGUACUGCUUGCGUUGGUGGUACAAGCAUCGACUCGGGUUGAUGUCGGAGUUGCAGGAGCGUAGUAGCGAGACAACGGUCACUGAGGAAGAUCUUGCAAUGUCUAGACUGUAA